Molecule: messenger RNA, 1440 nt
Organism: Ilyonectria robusta
Lineage: Eukaryota; Fungi; Ascomycota; Sordariomycetes; Hypocreales; Nectriaceae
Exons: 2
Coding region: 1-1440 (479 amino acids)
Molecular function (GO): hydrolase activity, hydrolyzing N-glycosyl compounds
Source: RefSeq, a predicted model, not a curated record
AUGACGCCUUCACCAAAAGACAGGCUCCAGCAGUUCACAACCAAGCCACGGGUCUUCGUUCUCUCGGAUAUCUCAAAUGAACCAGAUGAUGCCGAGUCUCUAGUUCGAUACCUGACCUAUGCAAAUCAAUUCAUCACAGAGGGUCUGGUGCCGACGACCUCGAUAUGGCUCCAAGACAAAACGUGUCCUGAAGACAUGCACAAGAUUGUCGACGGCUAUGCUGCAGCAUUGACUAAUAUGAAUGCGCAUGUGCACCCAUCAUUCAGAUAUCCGCCAGCAGAAGAAAUGAGAAAUUUGAUUCGACCUGGGGCUCCGACGUACGGCAUGAAAGCAGUAGGCGACGGUAUACCUCUUAGCGAAGGUGGGAAGCUAUUGAAAGAGAGGAUCGAAGCAUCUCCGCCGCUUGCAGAACCACUCUGGGUGCUCUGCUGGGGAGGUACGAACGUGUUGGCUCAGGUUCUCUACAAGAUUCGGCAAGAAUUUGACCCUGCCACCGCAGCAACGUUGAGGGCAAAAAUACGAGUAUAUGCCAUCUCAGACCAAGACGACACCGGGUCGUGGAUCAGGUCGGAAUUCCCAGAUCUCUUUUACAUAUCGUCAAUCCACGCGUGGAACCAAUAUGGACUAGCAACCUGGGCUGGCAUCUCAGGGGAAGCCCAUUACAGCUUUGACGAGGGAGGACCGGACGGUACUAAGAUAAGCAAGCAAUGGGUGAAGGACAAUAUCCAGAUCGGUCCUCUAGGUGCGACAUACCCAGAUCCGGAAUUCGUCUUUGAGGGCGACACGCCAACCUUCCUGUACCUGGUCCAGAACGGCCUCGGUGCUCGCGAGCACCCCAAUUUCGGGUCCUGGGGUGGUCGAUACGCAAAGACGGACCCAAGUGAUCGCGUGAAGCAUUACGGAGAUUCAGCCGAUAGAGUUGAGGGAAAGGAUAGGAGGAUGUACAAGUCUAACCAGGCGACCAUCUGGCGCUGGAGAGAUUCAUACCAGAACGAUUUUGCCGCGAGAAUCCAGUGGUCUAUGACGGAUGAUUUCUCCAAAGCCAACCAUCAUCCUGUCGUGGCGUUGCAUGAUGACUUUAGCCCCGAGCCGUUGCAGAUCGAGGCUGAAGCAGGCAGCUCGUUAACACUUGAUGCCAGCAAGUCUUAUGAUCCCGACGGUGACAGACUCUCAUUUCAAUGGUUUCAAUAUGACGAGCCAAGUAUCGAUGUCUGGAGUGCACACAAAUGGACUGCAAAAGUUGAGAUUAAAACUCUGAACUCGGAAGGUUCAAAGGUCGAAAUACAGCUCCCAUCCGCUGAUAAAGCCUGUGUCGAAUUCAAGACAUGGAGACCACUGAAGCGUGGCCAGGUGCUACAUGUUAUUUUGGAAGUCAAGGACAAUGGCACGCCACAGUUAACGACCUACAGACGGGUUCUAAUUCAGACAGUUAGACAAUAG